Messenger RNA from Tribolium madens (black flour beetle), 656 nucleotides. RefSeq names its product unconventional myosin ID-like. The coding region runs from base 414 to 656 and encodes 80 amino acids. The transcript has 2 exons. Lineage: Eukaryota; Metazoa; Arthropoda; Insecta; Coleoptera; Tenebrionidae. Gene Ontology annotation, molecular function: ATP binding; actin filament binding; microfilament motor activity. Gene Ontology annotation, cellular component: plasma membrane; microvillus; cytoplasm. Gene Ontology annotation, biological process: vesicle transport along actin filament; actin filament organization. The record is from RefSeq and is a predicted model, not a curated record.
UAUUAAUGUUACUUACGAUGGGCGGAGUAGAUUUUCGUCACAAUCACUGUCAAAGACAACACUAGCCCCACUAGAGCCAAUCUCCACUCGCUCAAAACGGGCUUUUCCGUUUUGAGGUUAGAUCUACGUGACGAAAGUGGGGUACUUUCGUACUUUUGGCUCAGUCUUUGCCGCAGCAUUUUUCGAUUUUGUUACUAUUUUGUAUUUUGUUUACGUAUUUUUGACGUUUGGUGGUGACGUAACAGCGCCGCCAUUUUAUCCGCCACGUGACCACAAGUCGACCAAUCGCGAUCAUUCUCUACGUGUGGUAACAAACAUAAGAACAUCGCGGGUUGACUCAUCAGUAGUCAGACGACCGGUGGCCGUGUAAGAAUGAUAAGAAAUUAAAAACACGCAAAAAAAUAUAUCCAAAAAUGCAAAUGCAACGAGAAGUCGGCGUCGGCGAUUUUGUCCUUUUGGACAAGAUUGAUUUAGAUAAUUUCAUGAAAAACCUGGAACUCAGGUUCAAACAUGGCAAGAUUUACACCUACAUUGGCGAGGUUUGCGUCUCGGUUAAUCCCUACAAGACGAUGAAUAUCUACGACCAAAAAUUCAUCGAUCAGUAUAAAGGUAAUCAAUCUAGCCUUGAUCCUUAUCAAUUACUACUUGAUAAUUGA